AUUUACCGCUCGUUUAUUUGAAAAGUGUACUCGGUGCAGGCUCAUUCACGUUCGUUUAUUAAAAUGUCGAGCCCUCUGAUACAGAUCCAACUGCUCUGUGCGCUCGCUGGUCACGUGAUUACAGCUCGGCUCAGCACGCUCUGCUCUUUGAGCAAAAUACCGAACGCAGCGGUAGGCGCCUUGCCCUAUUGUCAAAUUGUCGUCUGUGACUGUCAAACAAGUUCAUUCGAGUUUUGAAAAUAUAAUUCAUUCAUUAAUCAUCAUUACUUUUAUUUUCAUUCGAAGAAAAACAUAAUUAAAAAUGUAGAAAAGUAGUUUGUUUUUUGUGAUUAUUGUUAUUAUUGUGCUGUAAACAAUGGCCUACGUUAACGUCAAAGAUUGGUCUGUGGAGCAAGUCGUAUAUUGGCUGAAGGGCCUAGACAAUGUAAUACUCCAAUACCAAGGAUAUUUCCUGAACAAUGAAGUAAAAGGCUAUCAACUAUUAAAUUUUAGAGCAGACGAUCUAGACAAUCUUCGUGUUAAAAAAAUAGGACAUCAAGAAAUAAUUUUAGAAGCUGUGGAACAUUUAAGAAACUUUCAUUAUGAAUUAGACAAGGAAAACCUACAAAUGCUGGCAUUAAAACUGUCCUGUGCUGCUAAUUCUCUAUACAAAGAACUAUUACUUGUUGAUGAAAAAAAUGACUUUCUUAAGACCCAAGUGAUGUCUGAUGUUCAUAACAUAAUUGCCGCUAUUAAACCUUUAGUUUUGUGGCUUGACAGAUCACCAUUCACUGGAGACAAAGACUACAUCGACAACAAACGAGAAUUGUUAAAUUUGAGCUUUGACAUGGCCUAUAUUGCUCAUAGGGGAAUUUUUUCUGAAAAUCCUGUAUUGACUAUCAAAAAAAUCUGUGAUAAAUUGGCUAAAAUAGCUGAUUUUAUUAUUCAGGAAAUAUGUGAUCCAAUGAUACUCCAGCCUGCCUCUCUAGACUUGGCAACUCUAAAGAAAAAAGAACAAGACUUGGGCUUUUACAUUAUGCCCAAUUACUUACCUAUUCAUCAAAUUGUUGAUAUUAAAUUUGGCUCACCCGCUCAUGGAAGCUCCAAAAUUGAAGAAGGUGAUGAAAUUGUUCAAAUAAACUACCAAACAGUGGUUGGUUGGCAAGCAAAAAAAGUCAUGAUGCUACUGCAAGAAGCCUCACCUGAAAUAGUGUUGACACUAAAGAAACGACCAAAACACUCGAAAGUUUAUGGGCAAAUUUACAUGAAGCCCUAUAGAUUGCCCAGUAGGAAGCGCAGCAAUGAAAAUUGGUCAAAAUGGAAUGACAAUUUGCCAUCGCCUCGGUUGUUGCCUAUUAUUGAUUUGCCACCAAUCAAUGCCUCCAAGUCUGAAGAGGAGAUCAGUAACGUGGAAGCUGAAUUGAGUAGUAGUGACAGUGAACCGCCAGAUAGUCCUUUGGAAGGUAGUUUUAGGAUGUACCCAGUAAAACCACGGCCUAUUCUGCAAAGAAGGAAUACCAUUACUGGUACUACGCCAACUAAUAAGAGGCCUACUACAUCUAUUGAAGAAUACUGGGACCUACUCCAAUCCCGUAAUAGCGCCACUGCGCACAGUACAUACCACAUAGAUAGGAACAAAUUUGAGGAUGACUCUCAGUUUAUUAGAGACAAAAGUUUGUCGUGCAACGUUGGCCUAGACUCAAGCCCCAGACCGACCACCGUGAUUGGCUUGGAGAAAAGUCAAAGCCGAAAGAAGAGUUUUAAAGACAGUUUCAAUAAAUCCAAGAAUAGAGAAGAGAAAAUUAUUAACAGUAAAACUGCUAGGAAGAAAGUGAAUUUUGAAGAGGAAGGUACAAUGAAAACUAAAUUGGCUGAUAGUAGUUUAGUACAAGAGAGUAAGAAGGUGGAUUUAUUGGAAACUAAGACUAACUUAAGUGAAGAGAAAAGUGUCAGUAUUAAUAGUUUAUCAAGUGUAACUAAUCAAAAUAUAAGUUUUAUCGAUGAAGGCAAAGAUUUAACAGACAGGAGCAACAUGGUAUCAGAUUUAGUAAAGGAAACUUCAAUUACAGAUACUUUUAUCCAAACUUCCUUAUCUCCUAUCAAAGACCCGAUACUAACUGAAAUCAAUGUGCAUAAUAUGAUUAAAAAAUUCGAUGAACCAAACCAAUUUAAACCAAGAGUUUUACCUAGAAGUACCUUGGGUAAAAAACCACCAGAAGUGCCUCAGAAACCUGAUAAACCAGCAGUACCACCUAGAAGUGUCACUACUAAACUCAGAGGUCGAUUAGAUAAGAGCCAUAGUACACCCGCUUAUGAUUUAACAGAAGAAUCUUCAGAAUUAGAUCUGCAAAAGCCUAUAAUUGCUAAACUGCCUGACGUCAUUCCAAAAAUUCCAGAAACUAUUACUGAAACAUCACCAAUGGCUAAAGAAUCUGAAAGCUUUUUAUUCAAAGAUAAUGAAGCUGUGCCACCAAGUGAGGAAACCCCAACCUCAACAAAAAUAAAAAUCGAGAUACAAACCAUAGAAGAGCCUGUGACAGUUGUCGAGGACUUGCCACCAAAACCACCUCCAAGAAAAUCCUUCGAUAGUUCCAAACCUGCCUACCCUGCUGACAGUCCCAAACCAAAAUCUUACCAGGCAAAAAAAACGUUUGAUUUUGGCAGUAGCCAAAGUAUCGAUUCGAAUGAGUACUUGAUACCCAUCCAAAUCAAACAGCAACAACAAAUAAUUGAGCAAAAAAGUAUGACAAAGUAUGUAUUGUUUGAGCCACCUAGAUCUUCAUCUACUCCAAUGAAAUAUAAUAAAAUUGACGAUACUGGAGAUUCUUCUUCUCCAGGGAAUUUCAACAGGAGCGGAGAUAGUAAAAGUGGCAGUGGGUUGGAAAGUAAAGUUUCGCCAACUAAUAGUAUUGUCAAAGCGAUGAUUUCGUCAAAUAAAGGCAAGAUGGCAGCCAAAAAAAAGAACAGUGUAAUUGCCAAACGCAGAAAAGUAACAGUAAACGAUCUUACUCCUGCGGACAUUCAAGGGCAGUUGUAUCAAAGGCUACGCAACAAACACACCCAACAAGUUCAUUGGGAAAAACGGUGGUUUGUGCUUUUGAGCAACUGUUUGUACGGAUUUAAAAACAAGGAGGAUCCCAGAGCCAAGUGUUUGAUAUUUUUACAUGAUUUUACGGUGGCAGUUGCCAGUGAGGUCAAAUCCCGUUUGAAUGCCUUCAAAGUCUACCACACAGGCACGGUCUUCUAUUUUUCAGCAGAAGAUGCCGAUACUCUACAAGCUUGGCUGGAUCUAAUCCCCUCGGCUUGUCAACAAUACGAUCCUUCGACAAAAGUUUCUGAAGGCAGACAACUGUAUUCAGAAAGUGAAGAUGACGAUUCUGAUAAUACUGAAUCCAAGGCUCGGUCAAAUCCGCAGUCGGAUAAGAGUGAUUCUCUGAAGAAGUUUGGGUCGUUGAAGAAGUUUGGGAUGAAAAAAGAGGCUAGUACUCACUCAGGCAGUACUAGUUUGGAUAGGAAGUGGUUUUUUAAUAAGAGUGGCGGGAAUGCAUCGCCAAAGACUAGUGUACCAGUACCAACGGCUCAAUUUAGAUCUUAUAGAAAAAUCCGCAAUGAACCAAGCCACGCUAGCGUGCGCACUGGCAAUUUCACGUCUCACGUACCCAUUUUCAGUGGCAGCCCUUCAUCUAAUCUAAUUACCCAAUCACAAAACAGUAGCGUUCCUAAUCUGACUAUUUCUGAGCACCAAAUGUUGCUGCGAGCGCCUCCCAUUGUUAACGUACACACUAGCAACCCCAGCCUUGCAGCUGGGGACAAUAAUUCUAAUAGGGGAGUUAAAAACGACAACAGUUUAGCUGGUUUUGUUACCUUGGAGGAGUUAAUGAUUCGGCAAACGGAAGAGAGCAGAAAAAAUCCUCACAAUGAGUUUGAGCAGAGACAAUAUAAUUUGAAUAUGAUUAAACCGGAUGUUGUUUAUGGAGAAGUACCAAUAAGAGCUACUAAACAAGAAGAUGAUAUUUUUCCACCUCCACUGACUCGAUCUUCGUCACAAUCAGAAAAGCACGAGUCGAGCAGUUCAUCUUGUUUUGGCAAACGGCUGGGCUCCCUUAAGCGUAAUCAAAAGUUACUAAUGGACAGUAAUAGUGCUGAAGGGGAAAAAAUGGCCACUUAUCCCAAAUCAGUUAAGGGUAUGGAAUCUAAAUCUAAUAGGAGCUUGCCGAGGACUUUAAAGAUGCAGGAGAGCAGCAAAAGAGAAUGUGACGAAUAUACCCUCUCCAACCUGCAUUACUCCUCAGACAAAAAUCUUAUCUACGGCAGUACAAGCGGUUCCUAUCGGAAAAAAUCCUAUGAAAUGAUUUAUUGUCCAGAACGGACAGUGAAUGAUAUACAGUUUGCUCAAAAUCGUAUGUUGAUGGCUGAUUCUAAUGAAAAAAUUAAAAAGGGAAAAGUAAAAAGGCAAACUAGUUUUGGGUCAGCUGAAAAAAAGAGCUCCAAAUCUUUGCCAGGGUUUACUAGUAAAGUGGGAGAUUCUUCUAGAUCUAGAUUGAAAUCCGCUAUACAUUACACACCCAUAAGUCUCCCAGAUAGCACAAGAUCUACGCCCAAAUUCGCAUUUGAACUCAAUUUGGACGAAAAACAGCAUUCAAAAAGUAGCGGCGGAAAAUUGACGAAAAUCUUUGGAGGUGGCAGCGCCAGCAAGUCAGAGAAAAAAGAGAAAACGUUUUUGGGGUCUCCCAAAUUACAUCGGGCGAUUUUUAAGAAACAACAUUCCGGACCAGAGACGGGCAGUCCUGGAUGGAUUUCGCCUAAAUCAGAGUUUGUCCGUCUCUCGGCCAGCUCAACAUCACUAGACCAAUAUCAACAGGCUCCUAUCCAGCAACAAUUACCGAUAGCGAUGCGACCUCAUGUCGAUUAUCCGGGUCUGGAAUAUCCGCCAAUUUUUGAGCCGGAAACCUACUCGCUGGCCGAUCCACAAAACCUUUUGAGAAUUAAACAGAAGAAAGGGCCCAAUAAUGAGGGUAACAAACCAGACAGUUAAUCACACUUGGGAAUUUGAUUUUAAAUUCCCAAAUUUUGAUUAAUCUAAGUAGUUGGUACAAUUCCUUGUUAAAUUUUAAUAUUAAUAAUCAUGACGUAGUUUUAUUAUUCAACAUGAUAUUUUUUUAAAAAUGACAAUACUAAGUUUAUCAUUAUACCCCAAGACAGUUAUAAUUUUAUUGGGAACAAAAUAACAUAAAGCUACGACUAGUCUAAAUCGAUAGGAUUUAUGGUCCUGAUGAACAUACUAAAAGUCCCCAGACCUCCCCCUAGGGGAACAUUGUCAAAAUGGCGCCGCCAUCUUGAAUUUUUGAAAUUUUUUGCUUAAUUUACGUUUUACUCGAAAACUACUCAUUCUUCGAGAAAAUAUGAAGAGGAAUAAAUUGGAGAACACAAAAAAACCUUUAAAAAGAGUUAUUUCGGAACUUCCUGGGUACUAUCCUUACUGAGACAGGAGCCAAAGAAGUACCGCCGAAAUACCGCUUUCCACAUGCAAGCUAAUAUAACUUGAAUGUUAUUGCGUUUUGUAGGAAAUCUGAUAUAAAUCCAUUUUAAACGCUUCAGAAUAGCUUUUCUGUUACACUUUUUAUUUAUGAAACUUUUAUUGUUUUAUACAACAAAUUUGAUCAACGAAACAUAUUAUUACUAACAUGUAUUCUAUCUACAUACUACAUAUACAUAUAGAAACUUGUUUACUCUGUUAUGAUAGGUACAAACAUAUAACAAUAAUAUAGUUAUUUAAACAACAAGUUUUGAAAACAACUUUUUUCGCACAGUCAAGACAUUUUAAACGAGUUUUUUACAAUGCUUCUUCUACAACUGCAAAAAAAAGGCAACCAAAAUUGUAUUUUGAUGGAAAUAACUAAUAAUUUCACAUAAGGCGAUUUCGCCUCAGUUUGGUACCCCAAUUUGGUCUGUCAAACAGGUACCAAUCAAUUUCGGAUGGGAGAAUGAUGCUGUCACAACAACUUUGGUAGGCGUUUAGGUCUGUCAAAUGCUAUACGGCGGUGGACUGCGGUUUGUAACUGGGUAGUGGAGGUUUGGUAGCUUUUUGUCUCUUUCUGUCCCAUGUCUAAAUAAACAUAAACAAAGUCAAAAUGUACCAAACGCCCUACCCACUGAAUUCGGAGGUGCGAUUUUCGAAACCAUUCGAGUGCAUUUCGCAAUUGUAAAUUAAAUGGGGAAGCAUUUGAAAUCGUAUCAAAUUUCGUAUGCAAGAAUAUUCGAAGAUAAGACCCCAGAUUGUUGUCAUUGUUGAGCUGCGUCACUCAUACGUACCAGUUGGUUAACCAUUCGCCUACCAAACAGCAGAUGAAAAUCUGGGGCGAAAUCGCCUAUAAAAAAACGUAAACAAUUUGACAAAAAUUGACAACUCCACUUUGGUGUCUGUUUGUGUCAAGUCAAUAUAGAGAAUAUAAAGUCUGUUUUUUUUUAAAGAUAAUUCCCCAAGUCAAAAAUUUAGUAACUAUGUUGGCAACACCAGCCUUUUCUACAUAAAAAAUUUGCAGCAUUGACAAUUUUACAUGAUAUUGCCAACAUAAUGUCAUUUUGACUUUUAUCUUUAAAAAAAAAAAACAGAUUUUAUAUAGUGCGAAAAUAGAACAGCGUGCGUUUUUUUUUCGCACGCUGGCGCUGUGUGAAAAACUCAAUUUUCAGCGGUAGCCUAGCGUGCGAAAAACUUCAUUUUCAGAAGCAAACACACUUGAGGUUUUUUAAUAAAUGCCGUGAAAGGUGUUUUCACUAGCGUGCGGAUGAGCCCACUUUCCGCACGCAUUUCAGUUUUGAAAGUGUCAAUUUUCGCAUUACUAGGGAAAAUAUUUAAAAUUGUAUUUGAAAUUAGUAGAGGUACAUACAAGUAUCAAUUUUCAUCUAGUACAAAAAAUAUCAAUCCAUACUCGUGCGGAAAGUCUCUUUUCCUCACUUGAUUGCUUGGCAGAACUCCGCUUCGCAUCGUUCGGCCAACUGUAAUCGCAUGCGGAAAAGUGACACUUUCCGCACGCGAGUACUCAUAUCAGAAAUAUGUCACGUUCUUGAAAUUUCCUGUUAAUGCUUUUCUCUCAAAAAGAAAAAUAAAAAAAUCCGGCGGUACUCCAUCGGCUCCUAUCUUGGUAAGGGUACUACCGCGGAUGUUCUGUGGUACCUAUGUACCUCAGAUUUAACUCUCCUAUUUACGUCUCUUUAUAUUUCUUAAAAAGUAAGUGAUUUAUGAGUAAAAUGAAAAUUAGGCAAAAAACUAUUUAUUGACAGUACUUCUUUGGCUCCUAUUUCAGUAAGGGUAGUACCCAGUAACUACAAAAAUAACUUUUUACAAAAAUUUUUUUGUGUUUUUCAAUUUAUCUCUCUUCAUAUUUUCUCGAAAAAUUAGUAGUUUUCGAGUAAAACGUAAAUUAAGCAAAAAAUGCCAAAAAUCCAAGAUGGCGGCGCCCUUUUGAGAAGUUUCCCCUAGGGAGAGGUCUGGGGACUUUUACUAUAUUCAUCAGGACCAUAAAUCCUAUCGAUGGAGACUAGUCGCAGCUUUAUGUUAUUUUGUUCCCAAUUCACCAUGUAAGAAUUUUUAACUGUCUUGGAGUAUUAUUAUUUAAGUUUAUUUUUGGAAUGAAGACUGUACAAGCUACCUGGUUUGCUUUUUAUUUUAGAUGCAGUUUUUUCAUGAAUAGUUAGGAUUUGGUUUAUUUUAGUGGCUCACUUUUCCCGUCAAACCUGGAAUUGUCCAAUUUUUUAAUUCUAUUUGUUGUAACCAAACUUUAACUGUUGAUUAAGAAACAUGGCUUUUAUUUUUGAUGUAUAUUUCUUUAUUAUAGAUUUUAUUUGGCAAAGCAAGGUAGCUUGAUAAGAAUGAAUAUGUGAUAAGGACAUUCGAUAUUAUAUUAAAAAAUUAUUUUCUUUAAUGUAUUUAAUCUUUAUUAUUGAAAUAUGUAGUAAUUAUUCGCAUUAGCAUAAAUUUAAAAUUAUUAAUAAAUUUGUCCCAACACGUCAAAAACCGUCCUAUGACCGGUUUCAAAACUACUCUGUAUACGAAUUUUGGGUUCUACGCACAAAUUUUUAGCUUUGCGCAGAAUCGUGACGAUACAUUGUACGGUUUAUUGGUGUGUUGGAAUAAAGACCUUUGGAGAAUGGGUUUCUAAUUUGUGCAAUAAUUUUGAUAAUUUCAGCAAAAAUGUGAUACCCAUUUCAGAUCCUUUUGAUAUAAUGAUAUGCCAGUUGUUAUAUUCUGCUACAAAUUACAAAUGUUAAUACAACUUUCUACCCGGGCUUUUUAUAGGUACAUAGGUCUUUCCAGUAUUAUCUUAUUAGGGGCAAGAAGGUACUCUGAAUCCUUUUAUAUUAUAUGAGCUUAUAAUAUAUUUAUACUAGAUUUUAGGGCAUUUUUAUGUUAAAAGUUUAUGUGUGCCAAAAUACAUGAAUAUAUUAUUUUAAAGUUAUUUCAAAAAUGAUAAAAGUAUUUGUUUUGUGAAAUUUUUAAUGGCAAUGUUUCUCACUAAGCAAUUGCAACAGUUUUCGAAACCAUUGGUGCUAUUUUCAAUUCUUUGGACAAUUUAUUGAGUGUGUUAUGCUGGUGUUCCACGUACCGUAGACCACCUUCUUGAUGAACUUUUUCCAUAUGCAUUCUUUCCUUAUCACCUUGGAUUAAAACUGGUUUAUUGCAA
This is a messenger RNA of Ceutorhynchus assimilis (cabbage seed weevil), 8660 nucleotides long. Lineage: Eukaryota; Metazoa; Arthropoda; Insecta; Coleoptera; Curculionidae. The record is from the annotation of a GenBank genome assembly.